This is a messenger RNA of Hydatigera taeniaeformis, 252 nucleotides long. The record is from the annotation of a GenBank genome assembly. Lineage: Eukaryota; Metazoa; Platyhelminthes; Cestoda; Cyclophyllidea; Taeniidae.
AUGCUUAGCAGUGUUAAAGCCUUUCCUGGCUUCUACUAUUGUGUUGGCUAUACCUCCAUUGCUCCUACUGCCAUAUGCCUAAGCUGGGAAAUCGCACUUCUCGCUGGGACAUUGCCGGAUAGUCACGGUGGUGCAACUGCUUCCGCUGGCACGAUUCAGGAUGAUUGCCUUAUACUCUAUGGUGGUUGCCUUGGGGCGCUAUUUUUCCACUCCAAAUCGGCUACCCGUUCUCCCUUGGAGACGAUCGAAUAA